Messenger RNA from Saitoella complicata NRRL Y-17804, 813 nucleotides. Its product is annotated as DHS-like NAD/FAD-binding domain-containing protein. The coding region runs from base 1 to 813 and encodes 270 amino acids. Lineage: Eukaryota; Fungi; Ascomycota; Saitoellomycetes; Saitoellales; Saitoellaceae. The record is from RefSeq and is a predicted model, not a curated record. Gene Ontology annotation, molecular function: NAD+ binding. The transcript has 4 exons.
AUGGAAAGUUUUCGCAAAGCUCUCACAAACUCGAAACGGACAUUGGUUUUGUGCGGUGCUGGACUUUCGGCCGCGAGUGGACUUCCUACUUUCCGUGGUGCUGGGGGACUGUGGAGGAACCACGUUGCCACAGAACUUGUCACGCCUGACGCCUUCGAAGCCGACCCAUCCCUCGUCUGGCAAUUCUACCACGCCCGCCGUCACGCCGCACUCCGGGCAAAACCAAAUGCAGCACAUAUUGCGUUGGCCGAGUACACUAAAGCUCACCCCGACAAGACAUUCACUAUUUCGCAGAAUGUGGAUGGGUUAUCGACGCGUGCUGGACAUCUACGGGAUAAACUGAAUUUGAUACACGGAAAUUUGUUCGAUUUGAGGUGUUCGGGUUUGGGAUGUGGGUAUGUGGAUAAGGAUAAUUUUGAUGAGGUGUUGACAGAGGGGUUGAAGGGUGCUGAGGAUGUGAACGCCGUAUACAAGGAUAUCCGGAUUCGGGAUUUACCGAUGUGUCCGAAGUGCAAGACCAACCUCCUUCGCCCCGGUGUGGUUUGGUUUGGGGAGGGGUUGCCCAUGGAUGUGAUUGACAAGGUGGAUAAAGCGUUCCUUGGACCACCUAGAGUGGAUCUCAUGUUAGUUGUAGGGACGAGUGGGGUCGUGUGGCCUGCGGCUGGGUUUGCGGAACGCGUGCGACGGUUGGGUGGGAAAGUGGCAAUCUUUAACAUGGAGGUAGAUCAGGCUGAACCUGGUGAUUGGGUUUUUGAAGGGCCCUGUGAAGAGACGAUACCGGAAGCUUUGCAACUGACCGGCCCACCAGACUAG